Bufo bufo (common toad) is the source of this 2235-nucleotide messenger RNA. It is a transcript of the gene RUNDC3B, whose product is annotated as RUN domain containing 3B. Bases 168 to 1502 code for a protein of 444 amino acids. The transcript has 11 exons. Lineage: Eukaryota; Metazoa; Chordata; Amphibia; Anura; Bufonidae. The record is from RefSeq and is a predicted model, not a curated record.
GUCUGAUGAGGAGCAGCACAGCCAUCAGGAGGGUGGCAGCAGCAGGCUGGCACUGACCCCCUCCCCAGCCUGUGCCCAGAGUGACAUCAGCCGGAGACACAGGAGGAGGAGGAGCAGUCAGUCAGGACUCCAGCAGCCGGGGAGACAAUAGGCAGUCCAGUGUGGAGAUGGCUUCCCUCAGCCUGUCCACCAGGAAGAAGAAGAAUGCCUCCAGGAAUGCAGCCGUGGAGAGGAAGAACCUGAUCACAGUCUGCAGGUUUUCCGUGAAGACACUGAUUGACCGCUCCUGCUUUGAGACCAUUGAUGAUUCUGCACCUGAAUUUUUAAACUUUGCCUCCAUUCUGGAACAGAUCCUAAGCCAUCGUCUCAAAGGUCAGCUCACCUGGUUUGGCUAUGAAAGUCCUCGAAGCUUUUGGGAUUACAUACGGGUCGCCUCUUCCAAAGUGUCUCACAGUUGUAUCUGUAGUAUUGAGAACAUGGAAAAUGUCAGCUCCUCCAGAGCAAAGGGCAGGGCUUGGAUCAGAGUUGCACUAAUGGAAAAACGCUUGUCUGAAUAUAUCACGGCUGCACUGCGAGACUAUAAAACGACAAGGAGGUUUUACGACGACGGAGCUAUAGUCUUAGGUGAAGAAGCCAACAUGCUGGCGGGUAUGCUGCUCGGACUCAAUGCCAUAGAUUUCAGCUUUUGCCUUAAAGGAGAGGGUCUGGAUGGGAGCUACCCAGCGGUCAUAGACUACACGCCUUAUCUCAAGUUUACUCAGAGCUCUGAUAGCAUCAGCAGUGAUGAGGAAGAGCUCCGGACAUUGGGGAGCAGCGGCAGCGAGAGUAGUACUCCGGAGAACAUCGGUCCUCUAUUGAUCAGGGAUGACAACAGCUGGUAUAACAAGUGCAUAAAGGUGGAGCAGAAGUACCGGCUAACCCUGGAGCAAAAGGGUUACCUUGAGGAGUUGGUCCGCCUGAGGGAAGCUCAGCUCUCAGAUUCUGUGACUCAAAACAAAUUGUUACUUCAGAGGAUUAAAGAUACAGAACUGAGCCACAAACUGGAGAAGGAGCAGCUGGAGUACAUCAUUGUGGAACUGCAGGACCAACUGACUGUACUAAAGAAUAAUGACUUAAGAUCGAGACAGGAGCUAACCACUCACCUCACCAAUCAGUGGCCUUCCCCAGGAGCUCUGGAUGUUAAAGCUGUGGCCCUGGAGACAUUGCUCUACCAAAAGCACAAUGAACAUUGGGAUGAUAAAACCUACCAUCGUCUUGGGCACUUAUCUACCGAUGCCAGUCUGUCUCAGAUUUCAUUUGACCCCGGGCACUCACAGGACGGAAAUGGAAAACACGACAGCUCCCGCUCAAGUGGAGGUAAAGAAGAAACCCCUUCAUUGCUGGGCCUCUGUGGAUCCCUCACCUCUGUUGCCAGUUACAAGUCCCUCACAAGCCUCAAAUCCAGCGAAUGUCUUGCCAGCCCCACCACAGAGAUGACAAGCCCAGGCCUAACCCAAUCAUGAACCCAGAACGUUUACAGGGAAGGACAAGCUUUAUCUCUCUAGUUUUACAUAUGCAGACUAUACGCCAUGUCUGGACAGCAGCAGAAGAAGAAAAAGGCACAACGUCUCGUCAAACCCAUUGACUCUAUUGUCCUGCAAGUUUUAACGUUAUUUUGAAUGUAUCGCUCUGGAAACGUUCUGAUAUAAGCUGGUCUGACUGCACGCUAAGGCGGUAUAUACCAUGGUACUGCCAGGCAAGGUGCCGCUGCCCAUACACCCAAUAUAUCACCAGUAUUUGCUAUUCCAUCCAAGUAUGCAGCUUAGCACUGGACUGAAACGCGUGUACACUAAACCAUUGGUUGUGUCUCACACAGUGAUGUGGCGCCAUCCGCUCGUCCUUGCGUUGUUUUAUUUCAGUUGUAUUUUCGUGCCAUCGGCAGGUCUACACGGAUCAACACGUGGGACUUUUUUUUCUAUUUUUCUAUGUGCAGGGUUAAUCCUUCCAUUAAAAAAUAAAAUAAAAUACAAAACACAGAAAUAAAAGAUGGGUUGACAGCAAACAUACUACGGCUAUUUAUUUCGACUUUCGAGGUCUGAUCCAGGUUUUACCACAUUUGAGUCGUGUCCUUCAUUCAUCUGAUGCUAAUGUAAGCAAAACCACAGCCCCAAUAGAUGCAGAAAAUCCAAGAUGCCAGAACGAAGUGCAGAGGUAUCAGAGACCCAUGAGCACGUUUUGGCCUUCGAGACCUAUGUU